AUGUUCAUAAUUUUAAUUUUUGCCUCAUUAUUCUCCCAAAAUGUUUUCUGCGCUACAGAAGGUAAUUAAAUAAUUAACUGGCUAUUUUAAAUAAUUGAAAUGAUUUCCAGUAAAUCAAGCAAGGGCUUAUAUUUUCAAGGCAGUUGCUGGAGGAAUUCCAACCGAAAUUAUUGGAACUAUCGAUUUUGAACAAUCAGGAAGUUUUUUGAAGGUGAGUGUUUUGUUAAAAUGAAAAUCAUGUGAUAGUUUUUGGGGGGAUUACAAAAUGAAAAUUGAUUUUUUCCGAACUGAUUUGAGGUCAAAAUCACUCAAAAAGUUGAUGAUGAAAAAUAGCGUACAGUAACUCGGGAUUACUGUAGCUCUCUUGUUUAAAAUAUUACCAAAUUUUUAUUUUACAGUCAUCAGGAUUAUUGUAUCUCAUCUUGUAGAGAAUUUAUAGGGCUUCAGAAUGAUACCAAAAUGUUUCUUUUUGUUUCCGGAAAUUUUUGAGAAGGUUUAGAAUCUACAAGUUCUUAUCUUAAUAUUUUACAGUAACCAGGAUGUAAAUUUUAAAGGCUUCAGGCUAAUUCUAAAUUAUCUACAGUAACUAGGAGUACAUUUUUCUCACUUCAACUAACCAUUUUUUUUCUAAAAAAAAAUAUUUUUUUGCAGUUAAACGGAAGUGUGAGCUCUCUUCCAACUGGUAAACACGGUUUUCAUAUUCAUGAAAAAGGAGAUAUUGGAAAUGGUUGUCUAAGUGCUGGACCACAUUAUAAUCCACAUAAAUUGAGUCAUGGAGCACCAGAUGAUUCGAAUCGACAUAUUGGAGAUUUGGGAAAUAUCGAGUCGCCGGUGAGUGAGAAUUUGGGUUCCAUCGCGGGGCGAAGAGUUCAUUUACUAGAUAUUUUUGGUUUUUCAAAGGCACAUUAAAAUAAUUAAAAUAGGGCCAAAAAAAUUCAAUAUGAAUUUAUUUUAAAACGUGUGGUCCAGACAGAAAAUGAUAGAAAAAUUAUGAAAAACAAUAUUUCUUUGAAAAAUUCUAGAAAAAAAAAUUAUAUUCCGAUUUUUAGCGCCAGAAGCUUACAGUUUAGUUUUCUUGGGUUUUUUGUAUUUUGAAUUCAGGGAUUGAAAUUCAGCUCUCCUUUUCUCAUCCUCAAAAAUACUUCCAUUUUUCAGGCCUCGGGCUCAACCGCAAUCUCAGUUUCCGAUUCUUUGGCCUCACUUUCUGGACAAUAUUCAAUAAUUGGUCGAACUGUUGUGAUUCAUGAAAAAUCUGAUGAUUUGGGAAGAGGAACAUCGGAUCUCUCGAAAUCGACUGGAAAUGCUGGAAGUCGAUUGGCUUGUGGAAUUAUUGGUGAGUUGGAUUUUGGGGAAAGUCAUAAAUUUAUUUUGGAAGAAUGGGACCAUUUAGAUAUAUUAAUUUUCAAAAAAUCCCAGAUAUUAAAAUACAAUUUCAAUUUUUACCCGAAAAAAUCUGCAUUUUUUGUCAGGUACCAUCUGA
This is a messenger RNA of Caenorhabditis angaria, 1480 nucleotides long. The record is from the annotation of a GenBank genome assembly. Lineage: Eukaryota; Metazoa; Nematoda; Chromadorea; Rhabditida; Rhabditidae.